AUGCUUAUUCAAACGGUGAUGGAUUCAUUAGACUCUUUACUUUCUGAUGCUGAUGGGUUAAUCGUAAAAGAUAAAGGCAAACUUGCUGAUAGAGCCAUUUCAGCUGACGUUUCUGUGACAGUUGGGGGCGUUUCUGUAAGUGUUGGUAUUGGGAAUGCACCACCGCCACCCCCUCCACCCCCUCCACCCCCUCCUAGUAACAGUAAUAAUAAACCCAGCAGUAGUCCCGGGCAGGACCCCAAACCCGUUCCUGAUAAUACCAGCGUCGCGAGUGCGACUCAGACGAAUGAUGCGAGCAGUCCGACUAGCAAUAAUUCCCCUCAACAAUCAAACAAGCCAACGAACAACGGUGACACUCCUGUUAUACCCAAUACCAGUAAUGGAGUCUCUAUGUUUGCGCUAUACUUGAGAAGACGUAAGAAAAUAGCAGAAGCUAAAAAUCUGAGUACCGAAAAAAGCCAUUUCGAUUGGGGCAAGGCUGGCGGAUGGGGUACAAGACUUAAGUCAGCGAUACGAAAAAGAAUUGAGAAACAGAAUGUAGAAGAUACUUUUUACGGCGAUACAGUCAGGUUACAUAUUAACGAGGAUUCAAAGAAAGCAGUUGAAAACAGUGAAGAUCCGGUUGACGAAUAUGAAGAAAUCGAUGAUCCCAUUGAAUAUUAUGAUAUCAAGUAUUUGGAAGUACGAGACUACGACGUCUCAUCUAGUAGUAGCAUAUCGAUAAAUACAGCUACGUCGUCCGAUAUUGACGACCACGCUGCUAGCGAACGAUACGAGGCGGAAAGUGCGAAUAACAGCCUACACAAUAGUAUUAUCGACUUUUCAUAUAGUGAAUACCCGCUCAGUCCAGCAGUCCCACCUCAGAUAUUCAUACCUACAUCAGUACUCACAUCUUACAUGGAUACUUCUGAUUUUUCGGUUUCACCGAUUUCGGGGUCAAUUAGUGACAUCUACGAUAAUACAGAUGUUGUAAGCAAAAAGAGAUUAUCGUCCUCAACAUGGUUUUCAAACGCGUCCAUGUCAAGUGGCAAUAACAAAGUCCCCCCAAAAGUACGAUCACCAACACCUUCAGUAACUUCUAGUCGGACAUCAAUGUCAUCUCUACAGGUAGAAGUAAUGACACAAACGUUAUCUGAUCUCUUGACAUCUAACGGAGGAAUGGUAAUCGUACAAGCGAAUGAAAAGGAUAAAGCACCUCAAAUCACGACAGCUGAGAAAAAAGUCAAAUUAAUGAAGCUGACAGAAGCUGACAACGUGUCGAGAAAAAGUUUUUAUGUGAAUGAUGGGAAGUUUAAUGGGAAAACGGUUAGGUCAUGGGCAAAGGGAUUUAAGAAAGCGAUAGGAUGA
This is a messenger RNA of Paraglomus occultum, 1347 nucleotides long. The record is from the annotation of a GenBank genome assembly. Lineage: Eukaryota; Fungi; Glomeromycota; Glomeromycetes; Paraglomerales; Paraglomeraceae.